AUGGCAACAAUAAAAAAAUACCAUAUAAGAGGAAGGAAAAAUAUUUUAAUUUUUUUACUUAAAAUAUUUUUGUUUUCUCCUUUAAUAUGGAUACUAAUUUAUUCUGAAUAUUUUACGGUUGUUAAGAAUUAUAAUAAAAUUGACAAUGUGUAUAAUAUAUUUGAAAUAAGACUUAAAAGAUCAUUAGCCCAGGUUUUGGGGAAUACAAGGUUAAGCAGUCGUGGAGUAAGGGAUCCUAGAACUAAGGAGGCAUUAAAAGAAAAGCAGUUCAGGGAUCAUAAAAGAAAAGAGGCUUUAAAACAGAAAACUGAAAAAAAUGAAAAAGCAAGAAAUGCUUUAAAGGAAAAGAAGUUAAAAGAACAAAAAAAGAAUGACGCGCAGAAAGCAAAAGAUUUAACAAAAAAGGAAAGCCAAGACUCUUCAAGUGAAAAAUCACUAAAGGAAAAAGUAAAUGGAGAAGCAUUAAAGGAAAAAGAAAAUAAAGAAACAUUAAAAAAAAAAGAGUUAGAAAAUCAGAAGGAAAAAGAAGAAAAAAAUAAAAUAAAAGAUAAUAAUGAUGAAGCAUUAAAGAAUAAAGGAAAUGAUAAAGAUGAUAAAAAAAUAGUUCCCAAAAAACCAGAAUCCGUAGAAAAGGAUUUGAAAGAAAUGGAAUUGAAAGAGAAGGAAUUUAUAAAACAACAUUUAAAGGAUUAUGAGGAGAGAAAGGAAAAAAGAAGAAAUUGGAUACUAAGAAGUUUAAGAAGAGAUAAAUUAAGAGAAAUUGAACAAUUAGAAAAGUUAAAUGCUCAAUUAGAAAGUGCUAUAAAUGAACUAAAAGAAAGGAGAGCUUCAAGAAGACCUAUGAUGGUUAAAAUGCAACGUGGAAUGAAAGAUGAAGUUGAUGAAUGGAUUAAAAAAUAUGAUGAUGAACAAGCAGAAAAGAAUGGUACGAAAGAUGAAGAAAUUAAAGAUAAAGGUGAUGGUUAUGAAGAAAUUGUUGAAACCAAAUUUUAUGGUAUGAGAGAAAAUGCACUUGGAGAAUUAGAUGAAUAUGAAGAAAGAUAUGAAAAAAAACGUUAUUAUUUAAAAGAAGAUGGAGAGGGUGAUUUAAAAGAUGUUGAAGAAAAAUUAGAAGAAACUGGUUAUGGUUUUAGGGAAAAAUUUCCUACAACCAGGAUAUUGGUUAAAAGAAAGAGAAAUAAAGAACAAAAAAAACUUAAGGAAGACAAAGAAAAAAAAUUAAUUGCUGCUGAAGAACCAGACGAUGAGAAAAAAAUUAAAUUAAAAGAUUCUGAUGAUAAAGUUGUGGUUCCCGUGAAUAAAAAUAAAUCAUCGUUUCCUGAUAAAUUUAGAGCUCCAGAUAAAAAGAGAACGAUGUUUUAUAGACUAAGUGAAUUGUUUCCUAUUGUACCAAGAAAAGAUAAUGAGCUUGCUGUGUCUGGUGAUUGUAUGGAUUCAAAGGUAAAUGGAAAAAAAUUGAAAUCAACUUUCAAUCCGUUUAAAAGAAGACGUAAUAAACUAAAGGAGAGAAAAAUGCAGGAAUUACACAAGUUUAAAAAAAAUUAUAAAAAAUAUCAAAAGUUGUUAGAAAGGGAAAAGAGAGAAAAUCCAGAUGGUGAACCUUUGAAUACACCAGAAAUACAUGUUAUAAGGCCUUCAGAUUUAAUGGAUAAAGGAGAAAAUAAAUCAGCAGGUCAUCCAUUUAAAUAUCAACCAACAAAAGGAUUAAAGGAAUACGAAGAAAGUCAUGUCGCUAAAGAUUAUCAAUUAGAACAUGAACCACCAACCAAAUUACCUGAAUACGAAAAAGGUCAUGUGUCUAGGGAAUAUCAACUUGAUAAUGAAGUACGAGAUGAAUUACCUGAAUAUGAAAAGGGUCAUGUAUCUAGAGAAUAUCAACUUGAUAAUGAAGUACGAGAUGAAUUACCUGAAUAUGAAAAGGGUCAUGUAUCUAGAGAAUAUCAACUUGAUAAUGAAGGUCCAUCUACAUUAAAGGAAUAUGAUCAAACAGAAUUAGCAAAAGGUAAAGAUAUAACUAACAAACCACAUGAAUCCGUUGAUGAAUAUGAUCAAUCAGAAUUAGCAAAAGGUAAAGAUAUAACUAACAAACCACAUGAAUCCGUUGAUGAAUAUGAUCAAACAGAAUUAGCAAAAGGUAAGGAAGUAACUAAUAAACCACACGAAAAUCUGGAAGAAUACAAUGAAACUGAUUUAGCAAAAGGUAAGGAGGUAACUAACAAACCACAUGAAUCCGUUGAUGAAUAUGAUCAAUCAGAAUUAGCAAAAGGUAAAGAUAUAACUAACAAACCACACGAAUCCGUUGAUGAAUAUGAUCAAACAGAAUUAGCCAAAGGUAAGGAAGUAACUAAUAAACCACACGAAAAUCUGGAAGAAUAUAAUGAAACCGAUUUAGCAAAAGGUAAGGAAGUAACUAAUAAAGCGCAUGAAAAUCUGGAAGAAUAUAAUGAAACCGAUUUAGCAAAAGGUAAGGAAGUAACUAAUAAAGCGCAUGAAAAUCUGGAAGAAUAUAAUGAAACCGAUUUAGCAAAAGGUAAGGAAGUAACUAAUAAAGCGCAUGAAAAUCUAGAAGAAUAUAAUGAAACUGAUUUAGCAAAAGGUAAGGAAGUAACUAAUAAAGCACGCGAAAAUCUAGAAGAAUAUAAUGAAACUGAUUUAGCAAAAGGUAAGGAAGUAACUAAUAAAGCACGCGAAAAUCUAGAAGAAUAUAAUGAAACUGAUUUAGCAAAAGGUAAGGAAGUAACUAAUAAAGCGCAUGAAAAUCUGGAAGAAUAUAAUGAAACCGAUUUAGCAAAAGGUAAGGAAGUAACUAAUAAAGCGCAUGAAAAUCUAGAAGAAUAUAAUGAAACUGAUUUAGCAAAAGGUAAGGAAGUAACUAAUAAAGCACAUGAAAAUCUAGAAGAAUAUAAUGAAACUGAUUUAGCAAAAGGUAAGGAAGUAACUAAUAAAGCACGCGAAAAUCUAGAAGAAUAUAAUGAAACUGAUUUAGCAAAAGGUAAGGAAGUAACUAAUAAAGCACGCGAAAAUCUAGAAGAAUAUAAUGAAACUGAUUUAGCAAAAGGUAAGGAAGUAACUAAUAAAGCACGCGAAAAUCUAGAAGAAUAUAAUGAAACUGAUUUAGCAAAAGGUAAGGAAGUAACUAAUAAAGCACGCGAAAAUCUAGAAGAAUAUGAAGAAAAAGAUUAUAUGAAAAAUAAUGAAUUACAAAAUAAAGGAUCUGAUGGAUUAAAAGAAAAUGCAGAGCUAAAAAAUAAAGAAUUACGAAAUAAAGGAUCUGAUGGAUUAAAAGAAAAUGCAGAGCUAAAAAAUAAAGAAUUACGAAAUAAAGGAUCUGAUGGAUUAAAAGAAAAUGCAGAAUUAAAAAAUAAAGAGUUACAAAAUAAAGGAUCGGAAGGAUUAAAAGAAAAUGCAGAAUUAAAAAAUAAAGAGUUACAAAAUAAAGGAUCGGAAGGAUUAAAAGAAAAUGCAGAAUUAAAAAAUAAAGAAUUACGAAAUAAAGGAUCUGAAGGAUUAAAAGAAAAUGCAGAGCUAAAAAAUAAAGAAUUACAAAAUAAAGGAUCUGAAGGAUUAAAAGAAAAUGCAGAAUUAAAAAAUAAAGAGUUACAAAAUAAAGGAUCGGAAGGAUUAAAAGAAAAUGCAGAAUUAAAAAAUAAAGAGUUACAAAAUAAAGGAUCGGAAGGAUUAAAAGAAAAUGCAGAAUUAAAAAAUAAAGAAUUACGAAAUAAAGGAUCUGAAGGAUUAAAAGAAAAUGUAUAUACAAAUAAUGAUUUAAAGAAUAACGAUAUUCAAAAUAAAGAUUUAUCUAAUAAAGACAUGAAAAAUAAAGAACUAUUAAACAAAGAUAUUUCUAAUAAAGACAUGAAGAAUAAAGAACUAUUAAAUAAAGACUUGUCCAAUGAAGACAUGAAGAAUAAAGAACUAUUAAAUAAAGACAUAAGGAAUAAGGACUUGAAAAGUAUAGGAAACAUGGAACAACAAAAUACUGGUUUAAAGAAUACACCUAGUAAAGGACAACAAAAUACUGGUUUAAAGAAUACACCUAAUGAAAGACAACAAAAUACUGGUUUAAAGAAUACACCUAGUGAAGGACAACAAAAUACGGGUUUAAAGAAUACACCUAGUGAAGGACAACAAAAUACUGGUUUAAAGAAUACACCUAAUGAAAGACAACAAAAUACUGGUUUAAAGAAUACACCUAGUGAAGGACAACAAAAUACGGGUUUAAAGAAUACACCUAUUGAAGGACAACAAAAUACUGGUUUAAAGAAUACACCUAGUGAAGGACAACAAAAUACUGGUUUAAAGAAUACACCUAAUGAAAGACAACAAAAUACUGGUUUAAAGAAUGCGGCUAAUAAAGGACAACAAAAUACUGGUUUAAAGAAUACACCUAGUAAAGGACAACAAAAUACAGGUUUAAAGAAUACACCUAAUGAAAGACAACAAAAUACUGGUUUAAAGAAUACACCUAAUGAAAGACAACAAAAUACUGGUUUAAAGAAUACACCUAGUGAAGGACAACAAAAUAAUGAUUUAAAGAAUACACCUAAUGAAAGACAACAAAAUACUGGUUUAAAGAAUACAGCUAGUAAAGGACAACAAAAUACUGGUUUAAAGAAUGCACCUAAUGAAAGACAACAAAAUACUGGUUUAAAGAAUACACCUAGUGAAGGACAACAAAAUACUGGUUUAAAGAAUACACCUAGUGAAGGACAACAAAAUACGGGUUUAAAGAAUACACCUAAUGAAAGACAACAAAAUACUGGUUUAAAGAAUACAGCUAGUAAAGGACAACAAAAUACUGGUUUAAAGAAUGCACCUAAUGAAAGACAACAAAAUACUGGUUUAAAGAAUACACCUAGUGAAGGACAACAAAAUACUGGUUUAAAGAAUUCAGCUAGUAAAGGACAACAAAAUACUGGUUUAAAGAAUACACCUAGUGAAGGACAACAAAAUAAUGAUUUAAAGAAUGCACCUAAUGAAAGACAACAAAAUACGGGUUUAAAGAAUACACCUAGUGAAGGACAACAAAAUACGGGUUUAAAGAAUACACCUAGUGAAGGACAACAAAAUACUGGUUUAAAGAAUACACCUAGUGGAGGACAACAAAAUACUGGUUUAAAGAAUACACCUAAUGAAAGACAACAAAAUACUGGUUUAAAGAAUACACCUAGUGAAGGACAACAAAAUACUGGUUUAAAGAAUACACCUAAUGAAAGACAACAAAAUACUGGUUUAAAGAAUGCGGCUAAUAAAGGACAACAAAAUACUGGUUUAAAGAAUACACCUAAUGAAGGACAACAAAAUACUGGUUUAAAGAAUACACCUAGUGAAGGACAACAAAAUACGGGUUUAAAGAAUACACCUAGUGAAGGACAACAAAAUACUGGUUUAAAGAAUACACCUAGUGAAGGACAACAAAAUACUGGUUUAAAGAAUACACCUAAUGAAAGACAACAAAAUACUGGUUUAAAGAAUGCGGCUAAUAAAGGACAACAAAAUACUGGUUUAAAGAAUACACCUAAUGAAGGACAACAAAAUACUGGUUUAAAGAAUACACCUAGUGAAGGACAACAAAAUACUGGUUUAAAGAAUACACCUAGUGAAGGACAACAAAAUACUGGUUUAAAGAAUACACCUAGUGAAGGACAACAAAAUACUGGUUUAAAGAAUGCGGCUAAUAAAGGACAACAAAAUACUGGUUUAAAGAAUACACCUAGUGGAGGACAACAAAAUACUGGUUUAAAGAAUACACCUAAUGAAGGACAACAAAAUACUGGUUUAAAGAAUACACCUAGUGAAGGACAACAAAAUACUGGUUUAAAGAAUACACCUAGUGAAGGACAACAAAAUACUGGUUUAAAGAAUACACCUAAUGAAAGACAACAAAAUACUGGUUUAAAGAAUACACCUAGUGAAGGACAACAAAAUACUGGUUUAAAGAAUACACCUAGUGAAGGACAACCAAAUACGGGUUUAAAGAAUACACCUAAUGAAGGACAACAAAAUACUGGUUUAAAGAAUACACCUAGUGAAGGACAACAAAAUACUGGUUUAAAGAAUGCGGCUAAUAAAGGACAACAAAAUACUGGUUUAAAGAAUACACCUAAUGAAGGACAACAAAAUACUGGUUUAAAGAAUACACCUAGUGAAGGACAACAAAAUACUGGUUUAAAGAAUACACCUAGUGAAGGACAACAAAAUACUGGUUUAAAGAAUACACCUAGUGAAGGACAACAAAAUACUGGUUUAAAGAAUGCGGCUAAUAAAGGACAACAAAAUACUGGUUUAAAGAAUACACCUAAUGAAAGACAACAAAAUACUGGUUUAAAGAAUACACCUAAUGAAGGACAACAAAAUACUGGUUUAAAGAAUACACCUAGUGAAGGACAACAAAAUACUGGUUUAAAGAAUACACCUAGUGAAGGACAACAAAAUACUGGUUUAAAGAAUACACCUAGUGAAGGACAACAAAAUACUGGUUUAAAGAAUACACCUAGUGAAGGACAACCAAAUACGGGUUUAAAGAAUACACCUAAUGAAGGACAACAAAAUACUGGUUUAAAGAAUACACCUAGUGAAGGACAACAAAAUACUGGUUUAAAGAAUGCGGCUAAUAAAGGACAACAAAAUACUGGUUUAAAGAAUACACCUAGUGAAGGACAACAAAAUACUGGUUUAAAGAAUACACCUAGUGAAGGACAACAAAAUACUGGUUUAAAGAAUGCGGCUAAUAAAGGACAACAAAAUACUGGUUUAAAGAAUACACCUAGUGAAGGACAACAAAAUACUGGUUUAAAGAAUACACCUAGUGAAGGACAACAAAAUACUGGUUUAAAGAAUGCGGCUAAUAAAGGACAACAAAAUACUGGUUUAAAGAAUACACCUAGUGAAGGACAACCAAAUACGGGUUUAAAGAAUACACCUAAUGAAGGACAACAAAAUACUGGUUUAAAGAAUACACCUAGUGAAGGACAACAAAAUACUGGUUUAAAGAAUACACCUAAUGAAGGACAACAAAAUACUGGUUUAAAGAAUACACCUAGUGAAGGACAACAAAAUACUGGUUUAAAGAAUACACCUAAUGAAGGACAACAAAAUAAUGAUUUAAAGAAUAAAGCUAGUAAAGGACAACAAAAUAAUGAUUUAGAAAACGAUGGCUUAAAACACAAACCAAACCAGGGACAAAAACAUACCGAAUUGAAUAAUAAAAAUUUAAAAAAUAAGCCUACAGAUGGAUUAAAAAAUGUUAAAGAUGACGAAUUAUCAGAUAAUGAAUCGUCUGAUAAUGAAAAAUCCAAAAAAAAUUUGAGAGGAAAAAAAAAUUAA
Messenger RNA from Plasmodium falciparum 3D7, 7326 nucleotides. It is a transcript of the gene EMP3, whose product is annotated as erythrocyte membrane protein 3. The record is from RefSeq and is a predicted model, not a curated record. Lineage: Eukaryota; Apicomplexa; Aconoidasida; Haemosporida; Plasmodiidae.